Nicotiana attenuata is the source of this 876-nucleotide messenger RNA. Its product is annotated as patatin-17-like. Gene Ontology annotation, biological process: lipid metabolic process. Gene Ontology annotation, molecular function: monoacylglycerol lipase activity; glycerophospholipase activity. The transcript is spliced from 4 exons. The coding region runs from base 88 to 642 and encodes 184 amino acids. Lineage: Eukaryota; Viridiplantae; Streptophyta; Magnoliopsida; Solanales; Solanaceae. The record is from RefSeq and is a predicted model, not a curated record.
CAACGCACCAAGAAAAUCACAAUACUUGAGCUAUUAAUUGUUAUUUGCAACUUUUGUAGUCCAAAAAAGAUACUCUAAUUAUCUGAAAUGGCAACUACUGGAUCUUUUUUUAUUUUAUUUUUUUUGGUACUAGCAACUACUCGAUCAACAUCCUCUGUCGCGGGAGAAAUGGUGACUGUUCUUAGCAUUGAUGGAGGUGGCAUUAAAGGCAUCAUCCCUGCUACUGUUCUUUCUUUUCUGGAAAGCCAACUCCAGGAAUUAGACAAUGAUGAAGAUGCAAGACUUGCAGAUUACUUCGAUGUGAUUGCAGGAACAAGUACAGGUGGCAUAUUGACCUCUAUGAUAAGUGCUACAAAUAAAAAGGGUCGUCCCUUCUCAGCUGCCAAAGAUAUUUUAUCCUUUUACUUCGAGCAUGGCCCUAAGAUUUUUUCACCUCGAUUUGGUUUCAAUUGGAGGGCUUGGUCUCCCAUUUUGGCCCCCAAAUAUGAUGGAAAAUAUCUUCACAAGGUUCUGCAAGAGAAGUUGGGGGAGACUCGUUUGCAUCAGACUUUAACAAAUGUUGUCAUUCCAACCUUUGACAUGAAGAAAUUUCAGCCAACAAUAUUCACUAAGUCGGAGGUACACAUUCUCAGCCUAUGUUGAUGUAACUGCGCUCGUUGAAUAUGAAAUACAACUGAAGUUUGUUUGCUGCCCUGGAAUUUCGAUUUGACAUCUUAUUAAGUCUAGAUAGCUCGAUUACUAUUUGAUUGAAUAUUCAUAGUUGUAUUAAUUGGACUGUAUAGCUGGACAGCUGAUGUUUAGAAUCAGCUGUAGAUCAAUUUCUUAAUAGCUGAAUACUGUGUAUGAAUUGUUAAAAAUAGACGUGCAUGAUUAUCA